AUGAACAGAGGAAACCGUGGAAACUUUUCUCGUGGUAAUUCCUCCAACUAUGGAGACAGAGGAGGAUACCGAGGUGGCGGACGUGGAGGUGCUUUCAGAGGAAUGUCACGCCGCGCACCUUCCUUUGAGGAUAUUCCAAUCAAUGCGCCAUUAGACUUGAGCUCUCUGGGAAUCCCACUCAAAAAUAACUCGACAUUUACGCCUAGGAAGCCAGUUGCUAAUCGUAAAGGAUGUAAGGAAAUACCAUUACUAACUAAUGCGUAUGAGUUGAAGGUUAAACCUUCGAAGAUAUACCUCUAUGACGUUGCGUUCUUCCUGAACUUUGAAGAUGGUUCAAGAUCAGAACUCAUUCUGAAUAGAGACGAUUCUUCAUCUCAGAAUUUGUUUGAGUUGAAGUUUUACAUAAUGAAGAAGGCUAUGGAGGAUAAUAAUAUGUGUGAAUCGGGCAAACCUUUUGCUUAUGAUGGAAACAAAUUACUCUACACUUACAAGGAAAUUUCCAAACAUUUGCCAAAGGAAGGUUUCUUGACACUGAGUCCUGAUGAUUUCGCUGAACCAUACAAAAAGCUCUUGACUCUCAGAAACCUCAAAAGUCUGGAUUUGAUUAUUCAGAAAGCCGAUGGCCAUUCAGAAAUUCAAUCUACGAGUUUCGAAAGUUCACAGAUGGAUGGCAAGUUAAACUCUUCUGAUUGUUCGCACAGCCAGGCGUUUGAUAUAAUCACUAGUAUGAAAGCAGCCAGCACAGGGGAUUUCUUAUUCUUUGGUGGAGGAGUCAUAUAUCCCAAAGAUCAAAAUUGUGAUAUAACUCCUGAUAUGCAGAUGAAAUAUGACGGUUUGAGGAAAUCAACAAGAAUUAUUGAAGGAAAACUGAGAAACAAAAUUGUACCAGUCAUACUGAUGGAUUAUCGUAUGGGACAGUUUUUACCACAAAUGCUUCUUCGAGAUUAUAUUGCAAACACAGCUCGCAAUGUCAGAGCCAAUAUAUCUAGUGGGAUUCCACCUACCGUUCAAGCAAAAGUAAAACAAUCCCUAAACGGAAUCCGCUUGGAAUCUCAAACACGAAAAGAAUCUCUGACUUUCAGAAAGUUUUCAAACGAAACUGUUUCACAGCUGGAAGUUACGAAGACAACCGAUAAAGGAAAAGUUAAAGUUCCUCUGGCAUCUUUGUAUGAGAAUAUUAGAUGCCAAAAAAACUUCCCUGCUGUUGUUUCUGCAAGAGAAAAGAAUGGACGUUUCACACCGAUGAUGAACGUUAUUGAGGAUUUGUCUAUUGCUCCUCACCAACGAGUGAGAUUAUCGAGGUUUUCUAAAGCUUCCAAAAAUCAGAUCCAAGCUGAACGACCACAAGUUCGUCAUGAUAAAACCAAUUGUAUGGUUAAAAGAAUAAAAUUGGAUGGAUCUCAGAAUGAGGUUUUAGAUAGUUUCCAACUAUCCAUCCAGAAAGAUCCGAUGGUGGUACAAGCUUUCUAUCGUCAAAAUCCCCAACUCAUAUAUGCGAAUGGAAUAACGAAAACGCCCAAUGCGGAUGGUGCUUGGAUGGCAAAAGACAAAUUUUUCAAGCCAGCUGAAGGAUUCCAAAUAAUCGCGUUGUUCGACGUGCCCGAGUUCCAAGAACUUGUUAGUAAUUUCAUCGAAAAUGUUAGGAGGGAAUUACAAAGUAAGGGAUCAGUAUUCCAAAACGUUCGGUCGAAAUGCAUUAGAAGAGAAGAAUUAGAAAAGGAGUUCGAACUUAUCGACACCGAAAAGAAGAGAACCAUCCUUUUUUACGUAGCAGACGAUGACGACAUUCAUGGAGAAUUAAAAUACUAUGAGAGGAAGUAUUUGAUUCCUACUCAACAUGUUCUUUCGAAGAACAUUAAAAAUGAAAGAGGAGAACCACUUGUUAAGCCAAUGACGUUAUCCAACAUUUGUCUCAAGACCAACCUGAAAACUGGUGGGUUAAACCACACCAUUAAGCCCGAUGUGCACAGCUCGAAAAUUUGGAUAUCAGAUAAGAAAACUCUUGUGAUCUCUUAUGUUCUACACAGAGGUCAAAGUGGGUAUGACGAAUCUAUGCAGUUUCCAAGUGUUGUUGGGUAUUCGUUUAAUGGCUCCACCCUAAACGAAAAUUUCAUUGGAGAUUUUCAUCUCCAAGACCCUCAGAAUCAAUAUGUCGAUUUGACAGUUUUAAACAAAAUAAUCACGCAUGUAUUGAAUUUGUUUGUAAGAAGCAACAAGCAUGUUCCCGAAAAAAUCAUUCUACUUCGAGAAGGCGUGGCCGACUCGCAAUUCAGCUAUAUUGUGGAUAAUGAAUUGGUUGAAAUCAAGAAGAGCUGUACUGAGUACGCUAGAGCUCAUAAUCUGUCAAAUUGGAAACCACUGUUUCAAUUCAAUUUGGUCACAGUUAUGCACAAUGUCAGAUUUUUCCGUUUCCGAGAACGCUGCUCAUCUGAGCCCUCCAGAGGAGUGGAGAGAGAAGUUCAUAAUGUGAAUGUAGCUACUGUCAUGGAUUGUCAGAUUGUUCGUCCUAAUAUCACAGAGUUCUUUAUGCAGGCUCAUAAAGUAAUCAAGGGCUCUAGCAGAAUCCCCUUGUAUACGACUUUGAUAGAUGAAAUGAAUUGGUCUAUGGAUAGUUUACAAUCAUUCAUGUUGGGCUUAUGCUUCACUCAUCAGAUUAAUGAAAAACCAAUAUCUCUUCCGGAACCUCUAUACCAAGCUAAGGAAUGGGCUAAAAGAGGACGUGAUAUAGCUCUUUUUUAUAAAUGUCGUAUUGGAACUUUAGGAGCUGACUAUGAAGAACUUACCCGUAAAUUCGGCUAUUCCGGAACUCGUUUGGAAACAUUCCGUCUGAAUGCAUGA
Molecule: messenger RNA, 2838 nt
Organism: Auanema sp. JU1783
Lineage: Eukaryota; Metazoa; Nematoda; Chromadorea; Rhabditida; Rhabditidae
Source: the annotation of a GenBank genome assembly